Molecule: messenger RNA, 4145 nt
Organism: Parus major (Great Tit)
Lineage: Eukaryota; Metazoa; Chordata; Aves; Passeriformes; Paridae
Gene: KRAS
Product: KRAS proto-oncogene, GTPase
Exons: 5
Coding region: 285-851 (188 amino acids)
Biological process (GO): Ras protein signal transduction
Cellular component (GO): plasma membrane
Molecular function (GO): GDP binding; GTPase activity; GTP binding
Source: RefSeq, a predicted model, not a curated record
CCUGCCCGUCCCCCGCCAUUUCGCACCGGGACGGGAAGGGAAGGGAAGGGACGGGACGCGACGCCAGGCGGAGAGGGAAGGGAAAGGAGAGAAAAGGAAGGGACGCGACGCGACCCGGCCACGGUGGGUGCCGGGAGCUCCCGUGGCACGGCCAGCCAGGGAGGGAGCUGCUUCCCGGUAAUAGAGGAUCCUGACGCUGAAUGAGAAGGCACCGGCAGCAUCCUCGUUAGUGGGAGCCCAGCUCUGCUUAAUGUUGGUUUCUUUGUCAUCAGGUCUGCUAAAAAAUGACAGAGUAUAAACUUGUGGUGGUUGGAGCUGGUGGUGUAGGCAAGAGCGCCUUGACAAUACAGCUAAUCCAGAAUCACUUUGUGGAUGAAUAUGACCCCACAAUAGAGGAUUCCUACAGGAAGCAAGUAGUAAUUGAUGGAGAAACCUGUCUCUUGGAUAUUCUUGAUACAGCAGGUCAAGAAGAGUACAGUGCAAUGAGGGACCAAUAUAUGAGAACAGGGGAAGGCUUCCUGUGUGUGUUUGCCAUAAACAAUACAAAGUCUUUUGAAGAUAUUCACCAUUAUAGGGAACAAAUAAAGAGAGUUAAAGACUCAGAAGAUGUCCCAAUGGUGCUAGUAGGAAACAAAUGUGAUUUGCCUUCCAGAACAGUAGACACAAAACAAGCUCAGGAUUUAGCAAGAAGUUAUGGAAUUCCUUUCAUUGAAACAUCAGCAAAGACAAGACAGGGUGUUGAUGAUGCCUUCUACACAUUAGUUCGAGAAAUCAGAAAACACAAAGAGAAGAUGAGCAAAGAUGGUAAAAAGAAGAAAAAGAAGACAAAGACAAAGUGUAUAAUUAUGUAAAUACAAUUUAUCCUUAUUCUUAAGAAGUACUGAAGUAAUUUUGUACAUUACACUAAAUUAUUAGCAUUUGUUUUAGCAUUACUUUACUUUCUGCUUCAUGAUCCUGUUAGCUUUACCUGAAUGCUUGUUUUAAAUGACAGUGGAAACUUCAUUCCUCUUAAAGUGCCAGUAUUCUUUGACUGUUGGUUCUUGAACUAGCAAUGCCUGUGAAAAUAAAAAAAAAAAACAACAACAAAAAAACAACAAAAACCCAAAACAAACAAAAAAAAAUAUCCACAGAAAGCCCGAGAACUGUCUUAGGACUCUUUGGUGCAUGCACAGUUGCUAACUUCCUAUUUUUCUUACUGAUUGUGAACUUCUGUUCUGUGUGCAAAGCAAACAAAUGAUGCUCUACACAUUUUAACAUCCCCUCAAAAUUUUUGGGUUUAUAAAUUUGGUUGGGAAAAAGGACUAGUUAGCAAAAGAAGCUUUCAUUUCAGCCUUUCCUUUAUUUUAGACUGAUUGCAAUAGAGAGAGACCAGAAGCCUUUAUAGUCUUCCUGUAGAUUUUGCUUCUAGGCAUCUAGUCUUGUAGCAUUUCAGAUCAACUUUAAUGAAUGUAAAAAGAAAACUUUCAAAAAAAAAAUUUCACUGCAAUUUGUCACGGUCACUCCUUAAAUACUCUAUUUUUUCUAUAAAAAAUUAAAAAAAAAAAAAAUUUUUAGAAAGACAACAAUGCACACCUGGCAAUGGAAAAAGUAAAAGUUCUAAUUAGGUUGAUUUGCUAUUGUUAAUGCAUUGCUUUAAGAGCUUCACUGAGUUUUUGUGUCUGAAGAGCAAGGUGAAAUCCCCCUGUGUCAAAGCUUUUGAGUAGCUUUGUUCGGUAGAGUCAAGAUUUCACCCUGAGUGUCCCUAGGAAAUACUAGAAUGCCUUAACAGAGAAAUUGAUUCAAAUUCUUAGGUUAAUUCAUACAUGGACCCAGAAUUUACCAUAAGAAUUAAAUCAGAAUCAAUCCUAAAUUACACAGUGGAGUAAAACCAUUCUUUUUUUCCCCCCCCCAAGAGUGGCAUUAAAUACUUCCAGAUGCCCAUUUUGUGAAAAAUAGGGGAGAAAUUCUAAAUUCUAGUAACAUCAAAUGAGUGAAUGAAAGAGUUGAAUUUAGCUGCUUCAUGCAAAUAAUUUUGAAAUCCACUAUGCCAUGGAAAUGGUGUGGAAUUUGCACAAUCUGUCAGCAUAGAACAUGAUUUCCAGAGUCAGUGUUGUUUGUGUGAUGUCUGUGAAGUAUAGAUUCAGUGGUUGGUGAGUGGCAUUCCAGUGUCUAGGCUGUCAUGAAGCUGCACCAAGAGUUUAAUGUUGUCUUUCUCUGUGAUUGUCUUGUGAUUUUUGUUCUUUUCUCCCACCACUUUUUUUUUUUUUUUUUUUUUUUUUUUUUUUUUUUUUUCUGAUUGGAAUUAAUGCAGGAUUUUUGCAGGAGCUUUCACUUUUUGGUACUGCAGUAGACCUAGUUAUUCACUGAAGUAUGAGCCAGUAGUUCCAGUGUUUCCAGUUCCUAGUGUCUCCCUGUAAAUGUGGAGUUGUUUGUUUCAGGAGAGCUUUGGUUCCUGAAGGUGCACUUCUUCACAGGAGCUAACUCAGCUGCAGAGUGACACUGGAAGGUGUGACUGGUGUACCCAAAAAAUAGAUCACAAGACAUUGAAGUAGGACAGUUCAGGACACUGGAAAACUUGGAACAGGGUAUAGUAGCAUUGCCCUAACCUAAGGUAUUCCAUGGAAAUUUUACACAGGUAUGUAAAAAUUGCACUGUGUAACUGGGACCGUUUCUGUGAGAAGUAUUAUUUUGCUUCCACAAAAAAAAAAAUCCCAGAGUGACUGUUGUAGGUGGGGACCUACAAAGCUGUCAGGGAACACAGAGUAUCUGGAUUGCUCCAUAUUCUUUAAUUUCAUUGUGUCUGGGAGAAAUCAGGCCUUUUCCUGCCUGUGCCCACUAUUCCCACCCUUCACCACAAUCCAGACCCUUCCACUCCUCUCAGCUUCAGUGUGAAAUGUAGGUUAUGAAAUAUUCUGAAAAACAUUAGCAGGAGAACCUAACCUUAUACUGUAAGGACCAGUAAGGAGUAAGAACAGAUUCUUAAUGUCACAAAGUAUUUCAGAGCUUCCAAGGUUAAAAUGUGUCAGAGACAGUUAUUUGCACAUUUUAUACACUCUUGAUAAUACAUGAAGAACAUAGCAAAAGUGGGUUUUAAGUGUUGAGCAAAUGAAAGUAAUCUUAAGGUUACUUUAAUUUUGGUAACUGAGUCACACUGCAUGUGAAAUUAGGGCUGGUCUAAAAUUCUGAUAUUAAUUUAACAAAGAGCUGUUAGGAGAAUUUGUAGCUGAAAUGUCUUCAUCAAAAGUGGAUUUCGGUAGCUCUACUAUAAAGCUAUAUAUGAACCAAUGUUGGAGUUUUUCAGCAAAAGUGAGCUGUGGCUGCCAGUCUAAUUAAACUAGUACAAAAUCCAUUUAGACUAGCCCUUAUUUACUUGAAAAAAAACCCAACCCAACCCCAUCCUUGCCACUGUCAUGCAGUUUUGUCUUCCUGUUAAGAUUUGGUGAAGCAGGUUGGAUUGUAGCUUGCACAAGUUGCUCCAUCAUCACUGCCCUGUUUGAGAUGCUUCCACAGAACAUCCUUGGGUGCUGUGUGUCCUGAGAGCAGCUCCUGAGCCUGGGAGUCACUGCCCACGUCACCAUGUCAAACUGCCAUGUGUCAGGGAGUAACACCUUCUUACAGUAGCUUUAUGUAACUCUGCCAAAUACCUGAAUCCUUGGUUUGCUCCAAAAGGAAUUAUUCUGACCAGUUUCUGUGCCCUGAAAGUUUUUGCUACUUUUUUGCUGUGUGAGCCUUGUUACAGUAACAGGAUAAUGGGUAAAUACUGACACACACAAUCUUCUGCUCUUGUCUAGACUAUGAAGCAAUACAAUUAUUACCUUCAAAGACCAUCAAACUGUAAAACAAAUCAUUGUGUCUCAAGUUUACAUAAAGCUACAUAGAUGGUAAAUCUUUCCUAACAUUUCUUUAUUCCACUGUCUUGUGUUUUCAUGUUGAAAAUACUUCUGCUUUUUCCUCUUGAGUGCCAACUUCUUACUAGAAUGACUUCUUAAUGUAAUAUGUUUACCUGGAAUGUAUUUUAACUAUUUUUGUAUAGUGUAAACUGAAACAUGCACAUUUUGUACAUUGUGCUUUAUUUGAUGUGGAACAUAUGCAGUGUGAUCCAGUUUUUCCAUAAUUUGGUUGUGUGACCUAGGAAUGUUGGUCAUGCCAGACAUUAAGUUAAAAAA